UAUGGAAAACCUCACGCCAGAGCAAUGGCGCGAGAUCGUCAACAAAAAAAUGCGAUUUCCUCCGGAGCUCAUCGUCGCCAUCCAUGAAGGAAACAUAGCGAUGGUGUCCAGUCUGCUGAAGACGGGCGACGGCAUCAUCCGCCAGCUGGAUGACUCGGAGGACCGUCUGUGGAGGGAAGCCUUGAACCUCUCCAUCCGCCUGGGGAACGAGGACGCCAUGGACACCCUCCUCCAGGGCGUCAAGUUCGACUUCCGCCAAAUCCACGAGGCGCUGCUGGUUGCCGUGGACACCAACCAGCCGCGUGUGGUGAAGCGCCUGCUUGAUCGACUGGACCAGGAGAAGGGCAACAAGAUGGACGUGCGCUCCUUCUCCCUGGCCAUUUUCGACCACUCCAUCGACGACUCCCAGUUUGCCCCUGGGGUGACCCCUUUGACCCUGGCCUGCCAGAAGGACAUGUACGAGAUAGUCACCAUGCUGACCCAGAAGGGCCACGUCAUCCCGUGGCCCCACAAGAUCUCCUGCGCCUGCCUGGAGUGCCGCAACGGCCGCCAGUACGAUCUCCUCAAGUUCUCCCUGUCUCGCAUCAACACCUACCGCGGCAUCGCCAGCCGCGCCUACCUGUCCAUCACCUCCGAAGACGCCAUGCUCAACGCCUUCAGCCUCAGCAAGGAGCUCCGCAAGCUCUCCAAGAAGGAGCCUGAGUUCAAGCCUCAGUAUCUGGGCCUGGAGGAACUCUGCCAGGAGUUUGCGGUGGAGCUGCUGGGAAUGUGCCGGAAUCAAAGCGAGGUCACCACCAUCUUGAACAGCUGCGGAGACGAGAGCCAGGACGCUCUGGACCAGCAGGCUUUCGAGGAAGGGAUCCCCAACCUGUCGCGCCUCCGGCACGCUGUCAACUUCAACCAGAAACAGUUUGUGGCCCACCCGAUUUGCCAACAGGUGUUGUCGUCGAUCUGGUGUGGAAACCUGUCAGGGUGGAGAGGCAGCAGAACAGCCUGGAAGCUGCUGGUGUCUCUUGGGAUCUUCAUCACCAUGCCCUUCCUCUCCCUCCUCUACUGGAUCGCACCCAAGUCAAAGGUGGGCAAGACUCUGAGGAUACCGGUGAUCAAGUUCCUGCUUCACUCAGCCUCCUACAUGUGGUUCCUUAUCACCUUGCUCGGGGAGUCGAUCAUGAUGGAGAUGUCUCGCGAAACCUUCGCCUCGCGCGAGCAGAAUAUGUUGCAUACCUCCUUCCACAUGGUAUGGGUUGUCGGCUUUUUCUGGUAUGAAUGUAAAGAAGUGUGGAUCGAAGGCCUACGUAGCUAUUUCCUGGACUGGUGGAACUGCCUGGACAUGAUGGUGCUCAGCAUGUACCUAGCCUCCUUCGCCCUGCGCGUCGUGGUCAUGCUUAAGGGCCACCUAGUGUGCCAGGCACCAGAUGCCUCAGAGGAGUGUGUCUACUUCACCCAGACGAUGCGUGACAGCUGGCACCAGGAAGACCCUCAGCUCAUCGCCGAGGUUCUGUUUGCCGUGACCAGCAUGCUUAGCUUCACCCGCCUGGCCUACAUCCUACCGGCCCAAGAGUCCCUGGGAACCAUGCAGAUCUCCAUAGGGAAGAUGAUCGAUGAUAUGAUGAGGUUCAUGUUCAUAUUGAUGAUCAUCGGAACAGCCUUUCUCUGCGGGAUCAAUAACAUCUACGUCCCUUAUGUCAUUUCCCCUCAUCUGGGAAGGUUUAACGAGACCUUCCACUUCCUGUUCUGGACCAUGUUCGGGGUGGCCAACCAGGAAUACGUGGACAUGCCGGAUUACGUGUUGGCGGAGUUCGUAGGCCGUGUCCUCUAUGGCAUCUUCACCCUCAUCAUUGUGAUCGUGUUGCUCAACAUGCUCAUCGCCAUGAUCACCAACUCCUUCCAGAAGAUCGAGGACGACGCGGACGUGGAGUGGAAGUUUGCCAGGUCCAAGCUGUACCUCAGUUACUUCCGAGAAGGCCUCACCAUGCCUGUUCCCUUCAACAUCAUCCCUUCCCCUAAAGCAUUCUUUUACCUCAUACGGGGCCUCUUCAGGCGAAUUUGCUGCUGCUGUACCAUGAACUCAGCAAAGGAAUAUCCCCCUAUCAUGUCUCUAUCUGAUGGGAAGGGUAUGGGUGGGGAAGCUCUCGAGGAGAACCAGAUCCCUUAUCGGCAGCAGGUGAUCAGGGCUUUGGUGCAACGCUACAUUGAGUCAGCUCGUCGUGAGUUUGAGGAGACCAAGCGGAAAGACGUGGGUAACAGGAUCACAGAGCUCAACAAAGUGGUGGGUAGGCUGCACGGCGAGAUGAAGCACAUCCAGAAGGUUCUGGUGGACUCGGGACAGUCGGUGGGGGUCGUCUCAGAGAACGAGGGCUCUUCUAUCCUGGGAAAAUACAUCUUGGGGGCCAAGAACAACUUCAGGGGCUUCAACGACCAACCGGUGGAGAAGCACCUAGCUCUGAACGUGACAGUGUCCAGCAAGAAAGGGGUGGAGGAGGAGGGUGUGAGAGCGGGAGAAAAAGAGGUGAAGAAUGUAGACGUAGAGGUCGAACGGGAAACGGAUCGAGGAACCAAGCGGGAGGGGGACGUAGACGUCGUGGAAAUGGAGGAAGGGAGAGCUAGCGGCGAGUCGGCGGGGGGGAGCGUCGGCGAUGUGAAUGUGGAAAGUGAGGAAAACGCGCCGAGUGACUGCGAUGAGGAGAGGAGGACAGGAAAGAAAAAGGCCAGUGAGAAUACGGACGUCUCUCGGGGUGAGGAAGAGGAAGGGGAAAGCAUAGAGGACACAGUGACUGCUCAGGUUGUAGAAACAGUUCAAGGGGGUGGUACGGGAAGUCAGCCAGGAAGAAGUAUUUACGAUGGGAACGGGAAGAAGUCGGACGGGAACGAGCUAGAGAGCACAUUUCAAGUGGUCGAACGGAAGGAAAGGCGAGUGGGUCGAAUCAAGGUGGAGGAGAGGUGGUUGAACGGUAAAAAAGCGGAGGAUGAUACAAGCGAGAGGGCGGGGGUUGUGGAGAAUAGGAGAGCUGGGGGGAAGACCUUUGCGGAGAAAAAACUUCCGUCCCCGAGUGCUAGUAGCAGCUCACAUGAUACUGGCUUUGGCUCACAGGAAGGGGAGGGGUCCAUUGAUGGAAAACUUGAGGCCCUAGCCUCAGCACCAUAGUUGUUAUAACAUGAUAUGUUCAAGUCUUCAUGGCUUUGGUGACCAUGAGGAAGUUAGAUUUACUAUAUCUGCAGCAUUCGUUCUUGCAGUAGAGGAGAUGCAGUGUGAGGCGAUAGCGUAGUGAUGGUGUGAUUUUUCAAAUACUCAUUUGCACUGUUUACUGAGGAAUGUUGUAAUGAUAUAAUCUGCUCCAAGACUAAGAUAACAAGGUGGGCUUGCUUAAAUUAUACUCGUUUCAGACUUAACUCAUGACUAAUUAAUGAAUAAGUACAUUGUCGAUACAAAAAAAAAAUAUGGAAUCAAUGGCAAAGAAGUGGAUAGAAUUGAAUGACAAGUGCAAUUUAAAUAAACAUUUCAAAUAGUUGAACAUGUAAUGAAAUUGCUUCUGUGUAUCUAUUCAAUAACCUGCUUGCAAAAUGAA
Messenger RNA from Hypomesus transpacificus, 3566 nucleotides. RefSeq names its product transient receptor potential cation channel subfamily C member 2b (gene trpc2b). Gene Ontology annotation, biological process: manganese ion transport; regulation of cytosolic calcium ion concentration; calcium ion transmembrane transport. Gene Ontology annotation, molecular function: store-operated calcium channel activity; inositol 1,4,5 trisphosphate binding. Bases 2 to 3145 code for a protein of 1047 amino acids. Gene Ontology annotation, cellular component: membrane; cation channel complex. NCBI's taxonomy places the organism in Eukaryota, Metazoa, Chordata, Actinopteri, Osmeriformes, Osmeridae. The record is from RefSeq and is a predicted model, not a curated record. The transcript has 13 exons.